This is a messenger RNA of Lachancea mirantina, 249 nucleotides long. The record is from the annotation of a GenBank genome assembly. Lineage: Eukaryota; Fungi; Ascomycota; Saccharomycetes; Saccharomycetales; Saccharomycetaceae.
AUGAGAGGAGGACCUAGAAGUAUUGAAGACUACUUAUACCAUAAGCUUCUAGAGAGUCAAGCUUUUCAUCGAUUUGUAAGACGUAUAUACUAUAAAAUCAACGGAAUACGAGAUAUUCCGUUGGACCAUUCUGUAAGGCAAUCACCGACGACUUUUCAGCCGACUGGUCUUCAGAAAUUUAAAGCAUUUAGAACCUUGUUUUGGGACGAAAUCAGGAGCACUAUUGGGUUCCCACGAAGAUUUAGGUAA